Molecule: messenger RNA, 1542 nt
Organism: Lachancea lanzarotensis
Lineage: Eukaryota; Fungi; Ascomycota; Saccharomycetes; Saccharomycetales; Saccharomycetaceae
Product: LALA0S08e00584g1_1
Exons: 1
Coding region: 1-1542 (513 amino acids)
Biological process (GO): transmembrane transport; carbohydrate transport
Cellular component (GO): membrane
Molecular function (GO): carbohydrate:proton symporter activity
Source: RefSeq, a predicted model, not a curated record
AUGGGUAUUCUUCAGAAGCUCUUCCAUGCUGAGGAAAACAUUCAGGGCUCCAAGUUCAGAGCCAUUGCCGUUGGCCUUUUCGUGGCCUUUGGCGGUAUCCUUUUUGGCUACGACACCGGAACGAUUUCUGGAGUUUUGGCAAUGGAUUAUGUCAAAGAGCACUUUACUUCCGCGGGCCACUUCACCGCUAACGAAACUUCGCUAAUCACAGCGAUUCUCUCUGCUGGUACAUUCUGUGGUGCCAUUUUGGCUCCACUAGCGUCCGAUACUUUGGGUCGCAGACUUGGACUUAUUAUUUCAUGCAUCAUUUUCACCGUGGGUGUGGUCUUGCAAAUAGCAGCCACGAAACAAGACCUACUAAUAGCAGGCAGAGUCAUUGCCGGUGCCGGUGUGGGUAUUCUUUCUGCCAUCGUCCCACUAUACCAAGCAGAAGCGUCUCCCAAGUGGAUUAGAGGUGCGGUGACAUCGUGCUACCAAUGGGCAAUCACCAUCGGUUUGCUAUUGGCUGCAUGUGUCAACCAGGGCACCCAUUCCAGAAACGACUCUGGGUCUUACAGAAUCCCAAUUGCCAUCCAGCUUCUAUGGGCGUUGAUCUUAUUCGCUGGUAUGUUGGUCUUGCCCGAAUCUCCAAGAUUCUACGUCAUGAAGAAUAAAGUUCCGGAGGCAAGCAGAGCUUUGUCGAGAUUGAGAGGUCUGCCAGAAGAACACGAAUUCAUUGCUUCGGAACUAGAAGAAAUCGUUGCCAACUACAACUACGAGUGCUCAUUCGGUGCUUCCUCGGUAUUUGACUGCUUCAAGCCAGCCAAUCACCAAUUGAAGCGUAUUCUUACCGGUAUCGCUAUCCAGGGUCUACAACAGCUUACCGGUAUCAACUUCAUUUUCUACUACGGGACACAAUUUUUCCAAAAUUCGGGCAUCAAGGAUCCAUUCAUCGUUCAGCUGAUUAUGAAUGUGGUCAACGUCGUCAUGACCAUCCCAGGUAUUGCAUUAGUGGAGAUUGCCGGUAGAAGAAACCUGCUUCUAUGGGGUGCUGUCGGUAUGUGUGUCAGCGAGCUUAUCGUUGCUGCUGUGGGAACAGCCCUUCCAGACAGUUUCUCUGCCAACAAGACUUUAAUCGCCUUCUCCUGCACUUUCAUUGCCUCAUUUGCGGCUACUUGGGGUCCACUGGCCUGGGUCGUUGUGGGUGAAAUUUUCCCUCUCAGAGUCAGAGCCAAGUCGGUGGCCGUGUGUGCAGCUUCCAACUGGCUCUUCAACUUUGCCAUUGCCUAUGCUACCCCAUACCUUGUUGACAGCGAGCACGCCAACUUGCAGUCGAAGGUGUUUUUCAUCUGGGGCGGUUGCACUUUCUUGUGCUUCAUCUUCGUGUACUUCUUUGUCUACGAGACUAAGGGCCUCACCUUGGAACAGAUUGACGAGUUGUUCGAGACUUGCUCAAGCGCCCGCCAUUCCAAGGCCUUUGUACCAUCUGAGGGCUUUGCUGCUCACGAAGCUACCCAAACUGACAGUGACAAGGCCUUCGUGGUAGCUAUCGAGAAGGUGUAG